Messenger RNA from Bufo bufo (common toad), 1730 nucleotides. It is a transcript of the gene NFKBIA, whose product is annotated as NFKB inhibitor alpha. The record is from RefSeq and is a predicted model, not a curated record. Lineage: Eukaryota; Metazoa; Chordata; Amphibia; Anura; Bufonidae. The transcript is spliced from 6 exons. Gene Ontology annotation, molecular function: protein binding. The coding region runs from base 231 to 1184 and encodes 317 amino acids.
GAAAAGCCCUGCACACACAGCUAGAGCUCAGAUCUCUCACACUGCUCAUCCCAUCACACUUGGGUUCUAUCUGAAGAUCACACGGAUUAUUUCUCUCCUGCAAAAGUAGACGAAGGCCACCAUCUUCUCGCUGCUUCUUCUUCGGAACCUCUAUUUUAAAAAGGAACGUUCCAAGAAGGGAACUUUUUGCUCCAACUUUUUUUUUUUUUAAAAGGAUUUUACUAGUCAAGAUGACUAUGAGAUCUAUGGAUUAUUCUGGGAAUAUGGUGAUGGACGGAGAUCUCAGGAUGCCUGGGAAAGACAAGCUGUUGCAGGCCACUGAAGAUAGAAAUGACAGCGGACUAGACUCUUUGAGAGAAGAAGACUAUAAUAAUAUAGUGAAAGAGAUGCAAAAUCUAUCAAUCCCUCCACAACAAAACAUCCAGGACUAUGAACCGGAGGCAUGGAAAACGCAGGCAAACGAGGAUGGAGAUACACUCCUUCAUUUGGCAAUUAUUCAUGAGGAAAAACAAGUGGCAGCAGAGGCCAUCAAGAGAUCCUACAGAGAUGCUUUUUACCUGAACCAGCAGAAUAACUUUUAUCAGACACCACUUCAUCUGGCUAUAAUAACCGAUCAGUCUGAAAUUGCUGCAAAGCUCCUUGAAGCUGGCUGUGAUCCUGAAGUUAGAGACUAUCGGGGAAAUACAGCUCUACACAUUGCCUGUGAAAACGGCUCUCUACGUGGGGUUGGAACUAUUGUCCAGAACUGCAACUCCCACCUGCCAUCCCUCCUACAGUACACAAACUAUAAUGGUCACACAUGCCUACACUUGGCAUCAAAUAAUGGCUUCCUUGCUAUUGUGGAGAACUUGAUUAAGCUGGGGGCAGAUAUUAAUGCACAGGAACCAUGUAAUGGCCGCACAGCUCUGCACAUGGCUGUGGACAAACAGAAUGCCGAACUCAUGUUUUUGCUGCUGAAGUAUGGAGCAGAUGUGAAUAGAGUCACCUACCAAGGCUACUCACCAUGCCAGCUCACCUGGGGGAGAAGUAACCUCCAAAUUCAACAGUACCUGCUAACUGUGACAGAAAAGAGCCUGCAGUACCUGCCAGAAAGUGAAGAUGAAGACAGUUCAGAGUCAGAACAUUCAGAUGAUGAGUAUAUGUAUGAUGAUGUUUGCAUAUCUGUGGGCCCAAGGAUGAUUUAGGCCAGCAUUAAUGGACAAAACAUAAUGUAGAUGGACAGAAUCCUGCCCAAUCAGUGCAAGAUCUGACAGCACUUGGACCAGUGAUUACGCUUACCGAAGCUCAAACUGUGGACGUGCCUCCACCAGAGAGGUUGUGAGCCUGAGGUGCUUGUGCUGAUCCGAAGCAUUGGAUGUUCUGUGCGAGUCAUGAAGUCUAGAAGAGCCCAGAACCAACGCACAGUCUCAAAAGAAGCUGACAGGAAAAGAAGUUGAUGAAUAGGAGAAAUACAAAAGGCCUUUCACCAGAAUGACUAAAUCCUGGAAAUGGCAAACAUCGUUGGUGAAGAACAGAAUAUCUAUUAACAUUAUAACAUGUCGGCGUCUCCAGCUAAUAAAGCUCCUGGCGAGGCCAUAUUGCUAAGAAGACAUACAGAUGAAUGUUAGACCUCUUACGUGUCAAAGUGGUCAGGAAAAUAAACUACAACAUGUAUAAACUGUAAAUGAUGUACAUGAUUUAUUUUUUUACAUAAAAGUGAUUUAUUUAUUAAAAAGAAUUUAAUACAAAAA